CCAGCUCUCUCGGAGAUAUCGCUGAUCGAGCUCGCGAGUGUAAAUUCAAAAUGGCGGACGUUGAAGAGGAAAGAUUGCCAUUUCCGCGAGGAAGCAUAGCUUCUUUCAACGAUUUACUGCGUUCUAUCUCCACUCUUCUAACGAAAGACAAUUUCAAAGCCAUGAAACGUUUUCUUUAUGAUAUAAUUUCCACAAAAAUUGGAGAUCGCUACGAGAAUUCGCUGAAUCUUUUUGAGGCUUUGAGCCAAGUUCGAUGUAUCAGUGGUGACGAUCUUGACUUGUUAGAGGAUAUGCUAGGAGUCACAGGAAGAGAAGAGAUAGUUCGCCUUGUACUUGAAUUCAAGAAAAGAAGAAACAAUAAGCUGGGAUAUCUAAGCUUUGAAUGCUUGGCGAACAUUUCUAAACCUGUUGAAGGAAGAUCAGUCGUAUCAUUUAUCCUUCAUGAUGGCCUAGAGACAUUCGACAGAAACAAAGUCUUCAGGUUCAAAGGAGCUCUCUGCAAAGCACUAAAGCUUGUAAGGUCUGAGGUAUCUUGGAUUGGCAAAGCCAGAGACUUAGAGAACAAAGUGCUAUACCAGCUACCAUUUGAGACACUACCCCUCCUUAGGCACUGUACUGGAUGGAAGAAAGAUUGGCUGUUCGACCUUGGGGUCAAAGGGGUGCAGAUUGAUGAUGAGCCUUCUAUUGUUGUCCAGGAUGUUAAAGUUCAACAGUUGAGGCUUCAGGAAGAUCCAGUGCUAGUGUCGCCUGUGUUGCGCACCAGCGAAGCUGCUCGCACGGGCGACGUCUCCGAGCUGCGACGUGUUCUGGACUCCUCAACGUGCGAAAAACGCUCGUAUCUCCUCAGUGCUCGCAUCGACGGCGCUACGCCUCUGAUUACUGCCGCCAAGAAUGGCAACACGGCGAUCGUGCAGUGCCUCGUGGACGAGUACGGAGUGAACGUGGAACAGGAAGGCACGGUCAAGGUGGAGGAAGAUUUGAUCGAGUGCUGUACGGCUCUCUGGAUGGCAUCCCUUGGAGGACACAUUGGGGUGGUGCGGUUCCUGCUUGAGCGAAACGCCGAGGUUAAUCACACAACACUCACCUACUCGACCGCUUUGAGAGCUGCGGCGUUUAAUGGGCAUGCUGAAGUUGUGCGACUGCUUCUUGCGAAUGAAGCGUGCGUCAACCAGCGCAACCAAGACGGGAACACGUGCGUCAUGGUAGCUUGCUGGAACGGCCACCUUGGGACAUUCUCUUUGCUGCGCAACGCGGGUGCCGAUAUGGAUGUUAAGGAUAACCAGGGGUUCGGCUUACUCCACUGCGCAACCGCAGCCAAUAACUUGAGCUUGCUGCACGAACUGCUAGUCAGCGGAAAGGACGUCAAUUCGAAGACAACAGACGGGAUAACGCCGUUGAUGCUCGCGUGCGAAAAGAACCACCCGGAUGUGACGCUACUCUUGCUGCAGCAUAACAGUCACGUGGAUGCGCGCUCCGAUAAAGGUCUAACCGCAGUGCAUUUUUGCGCGCUGUCAAACAGCUUAACGAGUCUACAGCAUCUUAUGGACUACCGCGCCGACCUGGGUAUCCCGACCGAGCGAGGCAGCACGGCGCUGAUGCUUGCCUGCGCAAAGGGCUAUACCUCAAUAGUGACCGCCCUUCUCCGAAACAUGGCGCGCCAGCGAUUGAAGAGUGAGCUGAGCGCGGCGUUCACAUGUCGCAGCGACCGUCAGCCUACAACGUGUUCGGUUGUCAACACCGCUAACGAAAACGGGGAGACUUGCUUGAUGAUGGCAUGCGAAAACGGAAGCGUGGAUAUAGUUAGGAUCUUGUUAGACGAGGGAGCUGACCCGAAUCUGGUGGACAAAAAGGGUGUCACCCCACUGAUUUUGGCCUGUAGGCGUGGUCACGAGAGGGUAGUGCCCCUUCUCUUGAAAAAGGGAGCCAGGGUAGAGACGCAAGACGAGGAAGGUAACUGCGCCCUGCACGUCUGUGUCAAGUAUUACCGAGCGUUCGGUGGCCAGCGUAAGUGCUUAGAGUGCCUGCUAGCCACAGGGCCUAACCUGGAUAUCAAGAACAAAGAGGGCCUCAGCCCUAUGAUGAUGGCCGUUCAAACCAAGGUUUGGUUCGGUCAUGCAAUUGAAGCGUUCUACGAGCGCGGUGGAGAUCUAGCGACAAACUUGAAAGCUGACAAUGGCGAUACAGCCUUUCACAAAUGCGCGCGUUCCGGUGACUUACUGUCCAUGACGUUUUUAAUAUCAGUCGACCCACAAGGCCCAUUUGGACUCAACCACGAUAAGGAUACACCGCUGAGAGCCGCUGCGCUUGAAGGCGCUGAUGCGAUGACACAAACUCUCAUUAAUACCGUCCCUGCGUACUCGCACGAGGAGCGAAUAGACGCUCUGGAGCUCCUGGGCGUCGGGCUUCUCGCAAAGGACAUAGCGCGCGAGUGGGAUGUCGGCAUGGUGGUAGGUUUUUGGCAGGAGGCCAUGGCCAUCCGAAAGGCACGAGGUAUCCCCUUUCCUGAGCCACGCCCUAGCCUAUUCCCCCUUGAAUACUUCCUUGAGGCACGGAGCUCUGUAGAGUUGGAAGAGUUCAGGAGCAACCCUAGUGUUCUUACCGCUCAGGCGCUUCAGAUCUGCGAUCGGCUAUUACCAAAGUAUCAUUCGCGUCUUCCCGCUCUGCUGGGAACCGUCGGAGAACGUUUCGCACAAAUCGGAGAGUUCUGUCGCAGCUUAAAUAUUUGGCAGUAUGUGCUUGAUAUUCAGCUACAGAACCUCCAGAAAUCUACCGAUGGUGUUGAGGAUGUAAUGAACACAUUCCGCUGUUUUGCAGACGCGUUCGGUUUUGUGUUGAGUCGCAGCGUUGACGUGUUGUCAUUCGACGUCGUCCACACGGUCGUCAAACGCGCUCUCGAUAGCCUCCGCAACCACCCAGCAAUCUUUGACUUGCGUGAGACUAUCAUGCCGUACCUCCUCCACUAUUUCGUGUCUCUAUUGUCCGUUGCUAUUAACGACCAGGAUUUUGCCGUCGCCAUGGAUACGAUACGAUCUUUCGUUCGCCUCGGUCUGCGUAAUAAACACGGAUCCACGCUCCUUCAUUUGGCCGUCAGCUCCAAGACGGGUGAGAUCAGUAGUCUAAAGGAACACCUGCAUUUCCCGAACCUAAAGCUGUGCGAGCGACUCGUCGAGUGCGGAGCGGACGUUGAUGCCACAGAUAGUGAUCGCAACACACCCUUACACACGCUUCUCACGCGCGGUCAUGCGGAAAGAGACAUUCUAGAAUUUCUUCUGAAAGUUGGCUGCCAUGUUGACGCCCGCAACAAGGCGGGAAAAUCAGCCGAAGAUCUCGCGCGUUGUAACAAAGUAAAGCAGGCAAUUCGGGCCAGCGGGAUAGUGCCCAGGCUCCAUUGCCUAGCUGCGCGGACGGUUUUGGCUGAGGAGAUCGAGUACGAGGGUAUUGUCCCUCGUCGGUUGGAAUCCUUUAUUCAAAUGCAUUGAGUACGAUGGAAAUCCUCGUCAACCUUUCUCGUGAGACCGAAUGUGCUGUACGGCCACUCUACAGAGCCGCUAAGCGCUAGACCAUUUAGUAUACCUAGCCUUCUCCGCAGGCAUCUCGAGUGUUUUGUAAUUUUUCAGUAUUUUUAUGAAUUGGGGUUUCUGUGGUGAGUUAAACCGGAAGCCGGAAGAGGGGAGGGGACCAAAGAAAUCUUUAACCCAGACCUCCACUCUUUCUUGAACACGCCACUGGAAGCCCGAAAUUUCCCACAUCUUGGAAAGGAGAAGGCUAUAGUAUAGCCCAGCACCAUGUUUUAAGACUCAGCCAUCUGUGUUGUCCCCAAAAAGGUCUGUGUGUUUACGGACAGAAAAAGCCAUCCUCGGGCGUUACCUUAAUACCUCUCACUUAAGGUUUGAAAAAAAGGCAUGUUUUUUCUAAGAUUUAAGAUAAUAAAUUGUCACAUUUUUCAAUCAUGAAACUAGUUUUAAAAUGCUAGUGAUGGUGUAAGGUAAUUAGGUAGAUGAUGGUGUAAGGUAAUUAGGUAGGGUUUUUUUUAUGAAUCAGUUUCAUUGGUAAAUAGAUAUAGUGUAUUAUAUACCUUAUAGGCGAUAUCAAAUUGAAAUAUAAAAUAUAGAUGCAAAUAAUGAAUUAGGGGUUAGCAAAAUACUAUAAAUUUGAGUCUUCCAUUAAAUUUUAUCUGAUAUCAUUAUCUACUGAAAUGUACAUUAAAAUUUGACGCACAAUC
Nematostella vectensis (starlet sea anemone) is the source of this 4222-nucleotide messenger RNA. RefSeq names its product protein fem-1 homolog A. The transcript is spliced from 3 exons. The record is from RefSeq and is a predicted model, not a curated record. NCBI's taxonomy places the organism in Eukaryota, Metazoa, Cnidaria, Anthozoa, Actiniaria, Edwardsiidae. Gene Ontology annotation, biological process: regulation of apoptotic process. Gene Ontology annotation, molecular function: protein binding. Bases 51 to 3479 code for a protein of 1142 amino acids.